CACAAAAACGUGAUGAACUCAACCAAUCCAACAUCGCCAGCAAACUGUGAGCCGAAGAAUGUUGGCAUUCGAGCAAUGGAAUUGUACUUCCCGAGAACGUAUGUGGAACAACGGGAACUUGAAGAAUUCGAUAAAGUGAGUGAAGGCAAGUAUACGAUUGGACUUGGUCAACAACAGAUGGCGUUUUGUGGUGAUCAUGAAGAUAUUGCAUCGAUAUGCAUGACCGUUUUGACAAUGCUACUUGAGCGAUAUGAGAUAGAUCCGCAUUCGAUUGGCUUCUGUGCAGUGGGAACUGAAACAUUGAUAGAUAAGAGUAAGAGUGUGAAGACGCAACUGAUGGAUUUAUUUGGUGAUAAUACAGAUGUUGAAGGGGUUGAUGUGAAGAAUGCUUGCUUCGGUGGGACACAAGCGUUAUUUCAUGCCGUCGAUUGGGUUUACGCAAAUUGGCAAACUGAAACGAAGUAUACAUGCAAUUAUAUUGCUUUAGAAUUGGGUGCGUUUCCAAUACGGUUGAAUUAUGGUGUUAAAAUUGUACUGUUUCCAGGACGUUAUGCAGUUGUUGUUAUGGGUGAUAUUGCCAUCUAUGAGCCAGGUGCGGCCAGGUGUACUGGAGGUGUUGGAGCAUUCGCUGCACUAAUUGGACCCGACGCUCUGAUCUCGUUCGACCGAGGCUUACGGGCAACACACAUGACGAAUGUAUGGGAUUUUUAUAAGCCAAUCGGAGGCGGCUCGAAAGAAUUUCCGGUGGUGAACGGCCCAAUCAGUUUGACAUCAUAUAUGAAGUCAUUGGAUUCUGCAUAUCGUGCGUAUCGCCAGAAAGCGAUGCGCCUGCAACAAAAUUGCGGUUCGUUAAAGAAGUUAGUAUCGUGUUUCAAGCUUAGAAAUGAAUUAAUUGAUUUUGGCAGUAAUGACAUAAAAAGUAAACUUCAGUUAUCGAAUGUUGUUGAAGAGGUGAACGUGAACUCAUUCAAAGCCGUAAUGUUCCACUCACCGUUCUGUCGAAACGUUCAAAAAGCAUUCGCGAGACUUUGUUAUUUGGAUUACUUGAAUGGUGCAAAUGAUCAUCUGCUGAACAGUGAACAGCUGAAACCGUUCCGUUCAAUGAAAUUGGAAGAAACCUACAAGAAUCGUGACUUUAUGACCGCAACAUUGAAAGCGUCUGAGCAAUUGUGGUUGCAGAAAGUGGAUCCAUAUUUAUUGUUCAAUAAAAGAGUUGGUAAUAUGUACACACCGUCAGUUUUUGCUCAACUGCUUGCAUUAUUCCAUAGAUCUUCAUCGUUAGAAUCGAUUCGCCAUGAACGCAUUCUGUUGUUUUCAUAUGGAAGUGGGGCAGCUUCGGCGAUGUUUUCAGCGACGAUAUGCGAUAAUAUUGACGAUCAUCACUCAGGUAAGAAAGUAGUUGAAUAUGUAAUCCAGGAUGUGAUCACUUACAUUUGUGAUUUCGAUUGA
Messenger RNA from Anisakis simplex (herring worm), 1449 nucleotides. The record is from the annotation of a GenBank genome assembly. Lineage: Eukaryota; Metazoa; Nematoda; Chromadorea; Rhabditida; Anisakidae.